UUUAUCUUUUCACGAUCAUCAGGAUUGGGUAUUAAAUACGAACAUUUUAAUGCACGUCUCUGUCACUCUCUGUCUCUGCUUCCACAUCUGUCUCUGUGUCUUUGCUUCCACACCCGUCUUAUCAUUUUGGUAAAUGCACAUAGUUUGGUUGAUCUGCCAUUUGCUUUGAAUCUCUGGCACUAAAAUUAAGAUCCAGUCGGGGAAACCUGAGACUGUUUUGGCAUUUACGUUUCUUGGAAGCAUUUCCCGCGAAUUCCCAUGUGAAUUACUCAUCUCCCCUUAUUUUCUAUUUCUACCUGGUUUUCUUCAAGAUUUUCCAAGCAAGCAGCCGAAAGGCUAGAAAACCCCGAAAUUUUUGGUUACUCUUUCUGGGCUUUUUCUCAUAGAUUCAUGGGUUAUUCUCUAUUAUUUGUUCUCUUACUUUUAUCAAUUUUCAUUAAACUUUGUUUAGCCAUCUCUCUACCCCCUAUCGAAGAACAAGAGAGAGAUAAGAUAACCCAUUUACCAGGACAGCCAAAAAAUGUAGGAUUUGCUCAGUACUCUGGUUAUGUGACUGUGAAUGAGCAAGCAGGGAGAGCAUUAUUUUAUUGGUUGAUCGAGUCGCCUGCAAGUCGUGGACCCGAGUCCAGGCCACUUGUUUUAUGGCUUAAUGGUGGUCCUGGAUGCUCAUCCAUUGCUUAUGGUGCGACUGAAGAGAUUGGCCCUUUUCGAAUUAGUUCUGAUGGGAAGUCACUUUACUUGAAUCCUUAUGCUUGGAACAAUUUGGCAAAUAUACUUUUCCUUGAGUCUCCUGCUGGUGUGGGUUUUUCAUAUUCCAAUGAAACAUCAGAUCUGUACACGGCGGGUGACCAGAGAACAGCUGAAGAUGCUUAUACAUUUCUUGUUAACUGGUUUGAAAGAUUUCCUCAAUACAAGUAUAGAGAUUUUUACAUUGCUGGAGAAAGUUAUGCAGGUCACUAUGUCCCUCAGUUGGCCCAACUUGUUUACCAAAAAAACAAGGGAGUCCAGAAGCCAACUAUAAAUUUAAAGGGAUUUAUGGUUGGAAACGCUGUUACUGAUGAUUACAAUGAUUAUGUUGGCACGUUUGAGUACUGGUGGACCCAUGGUUUGAUUUCAGAUUCCUCAUAUAAGAUGCUGCAAAUGGCCUGUAACUUUGGAUCCUCCCAACAUCCAUCAAUGCAGUGCAAGGAGGCUCUAAGAGAUGCAGUUUUAGAGCAGGGAAACAUUGACCCAUAUAGCAUUUAUACGCGGCCAUGCAAUGAUACUGCUUCACUCAAGCACAGCUUGGGUGGUCGCUAUCCAUGGAUGUCUCGAGCUUAUGACCCUUGUACUGAGAGGUAUUCAGCCUCGUACUUCAAUCAUCCUGAGGUUCAGAAGGCACUCCAUGCCAAUGUAACUAACAUCCCAUAUUCAUGGAAAACAUGCAGUGGCAUUGUUGGAGACAACUGGGCGGAUUCUCCACUAUCCAUGCUUCCAAUAUAUCAAGAACUCAUUGGUGCUGGUCUAAAGAUUUGGGUAUACAGUGGAGACACUGACUCCGUGGUUCCAGUAACUGCCACGCGAUAUUCUAUUGACGCAUUGAAACUUCCCACUAUCACCAAUUGGUACCCUUGGUAUGACAAUGGCAAGGUUGGUGGAUGGAGCCAAGUUUAUGAAGGGCUUACGUUGGUUACAGUAACAGGAGCUGGACAUGAAGUUCCACUUCAUCGACCUCGCCAAGCAUUCAUUCUUUUCAGGUCAUUCUUGGAGAACAAGCCCAUGCCAAGUUAAACUGAACUGUGUUCAUUUCAAGCUGAUAGAUUACAAACCUUCACAGUAUACAUCAAUAAAUUUCUUUCAUAUUCAUUAGGAAAAUAAGAUUGAAAUAACAAUUUGGUCACAGCUUUAUGAAACUUGUUUUAGUUUUUGAAAAUUAGUGAGUAUAUAAGUUAUUAAUGCUUGAAAAUAAUAGGCUUGUCGUGUGCCACUCCUUUUGGGAUUCUUGAUCUGCUUGACAAAAGGACUAAUUAUCCGAUGGGUUUAUUAUUUUCAGUUAUUGACUUCUCUGUAUUCAUUGAUUUGUGGAGGCUCUUAAUAAUUUAUGGACCAAAUUGUUAGUUCAGUCAAAAGCUCAAAAUCAUUCAUAUACAUGGAGUGGGAAGCAACGCUAUAAAGAACGCAUUCCUCAUGAGUUGACUGGAAGGUCAAGGAGUUUUAUCCAAGGCACUUUUCCUUUGGUAAAAGGUGGCAUGUGGCUGUAUUUAUUCUUUGUAAUCAUAAGAUUAUUCUCUCUGUGACUCUCUGUCCUCUUCAUUGCAGUUGAGGAAUGGGAACUUGAAAUUUUUUUUUUCCUUUUUAAGUUUUGCAGAUACACAUUAAAAAAGAGAGUAAUAAAAAGGUUGAAACUGUUCCUGAGA
Prosopis cineraria is the source of this 2396-nucleotide messenger RNA. Its product is annotated as serine carboxypeptidase-like 27. NCBI's taxonomy places the organism in Eukaryota, Viridiplantae, Streptophyta, Magnoliopsida, Fabales, Fabaceae. Gene Ontology annotation, biological process: proteolysis. Gene Ontology annotation, cellular component: vacuole. Bases 391 to 1770 code for a protein of 459 amino acids. The record is from RefSeq and is a predicted model, not a curated record. The transcript has 9 exons. Gene Ontology annotation, molecular function: serine-type carboxypeptidase activity.